Rotaria sordida is the source of this 1377-nucleotide messenger RNA. The record is from the annotation of a GenBank genome assembly. NCBI's taxonomy places the organism in Eukaryota, Metazoa, Rotifera, Eurotatoria, Philodinida, Philodinidae.
AUGCUUAAUUUAACUUCUCAUUAUUAUUCUUGUGAUCUAUUUAAUGAAAUGACACCACCUAUUAGUGAUCUUGAAUAUUUAGCUGAUGUUAAUGCAGGUAUAUUUCAAGUUAUGCAAACAGUUGAUCCAAAUGCUGUUUGGAUAAUGCAAGCUUGGCUAUUUCUUUCAAGUUUUUGGACUCUUGAUCGUGUAAGAAGUUAUCUUAGUAAAGUUCCAAUAGGUCGCUUAAUUCUUCUUGAUCUAUAUUCUGAAGCUCUUCCACAAUAUUUACUUUUUGAAUCAUUCUAUGGACAUUAUUAUAUAUGGAAUAUGUUACAUGAUUUUGGUGGAAAUAAUUUUCUCUUUGGUUCACUUAUUAGUAUUACUAAUGGUCCACAAUCUGCACGAAAUUUUUCUGGUGAUCAUAUGAUUGGAGUUGGUAUUACAAUGGAAGGUAUUAAUCAAAAUGAAAUUAUGUAUGAAUUUGCUCUUGAACAAUCAUGGCGAAGUCCAUUAAAUAAUAUCGAAUUAAAUGAUUGGCUCAUUGGUUUUGUUAUACGUCGAUAUACAGGUGACCAUUCAAUACCUAAUUCAGCGUUAUCUGCAUGGAAAUUAUUAGGAAAUUCAGUUUAUCUAAGAAAUGUUCAUCCUGACCGUCCAAUUAUAUUAAGUCGACCGAGACUUAAUAUUGAACAAAAUAUCUAUUUUGAUAUACAAUGUUUAUUCUUAGCAUGGGAAUUAUUAGUUAAUGCAUCCAAUGAAUUAAAUUCAGAUUUAUUUCGAUAUGAUUUAGUUGAUAUAACUAAAGAAAUUCUUCAAUAUAAAUUUGUUAAUGUUUAUAUUCAAUUUAUGUCUGCUUAUAAUCAAAGUGAUCUUUAUGGUGUUAGUACUCAAGCAGCUAUUCUUGUUGAUAUAUUAACAGAUAUAGAAUUAGUAUUAGCUUCUGAUCGUCGAUUUUUAUUAGGAAAUUGGAUUCAAGAUGCAUUACAAUUUGCACAAAAUGAAGAAAAUAUUCAUUUUUAUAAUUUUAAUGCUAAACUUCAAGUAUCAAUUUGGGGAAAUAAUUAUACAUUACAGUUGUAUGAUUAUGCAAAUAAAUUUUGGUCAGGAUUGAUUGAAAAUUAUUAUGCUCAACGAUGGAAUGUUUUCUUUGAUGUUGUUAUUAAAAGUCUUAUUGAAGGUCAUCCAAUAGAUUCAAAUUUGUUGAAUAAACGUUUAUUUCUUGAAGCUGAAUUACCAUUUUUUAUGUUGGAUAUUAAAAAAUAUCCAACUAAUACACAAGGUGAUUCAAUAAUGAUUGUUCGUCAAUUAUUUAACAAAUAUCAUUCAUCUUUGAAUGAUUUUUUUUUUGAAAGUAAAAACUACAAGAAAAAUAUUUCCAUUGAAAUAUUAUUUUGA